CUAGAGCGACAACGGCUGUGGAUGCUGUCCCAUCAUCAGUUCACACCCAACGGCGCCGCAGCGCACCGCUAUCCGGACUUGACCACCAUGAUACCCCGGUUCAAAACCUUAAACUGAGUCGCAUUGAGGACGACCAUCUCGGAGGACAGCGAGGAAAGAACGUGGAUACACACUUUCGGAAACGCCGACAGAGCAAACUCCACUGCGCAGCAAAUUUACGGUUUUGCGGUUCUCUCUUCAGAAGCGUGUCCAACUUGAACAAGAAAUAUUUCCCCUUUAGCGAAUCAUUUCACGCCUAAACAUGUCAUCGUCGGGUAAAGAAGCCAAUAGCGGACAUUGCGCCAACUAUGUGGGACCCUACCGCUUGGAGAAGACGUUGGGAAAAGGACAAACAGGUCUUGUCAAGCUUGGGGUUCAUUGUGUCACGUGCCAGAAGGUUGCUAUAAAAAUCGUCAACAGAGAGAAGCUCAGCGAGUCUGUUCUUAUGAAGGUUGAACGGGAGAUAGCCAUUCUGAAACUUAUAGAACAUCCUCAUGUAUUAAAACUGCAUGACGUCUACGAAAACAAGAAAUAUCUGUACCUGGUGCUAGAGCAUGUGUCCGGCGGAGAGCUUUUCGACUACCUAGUGAAGAAGGGCCGGUUAACACCGAAAGAAGCACGAAAAUUCUUCCGACAGAUCAUAUCAGCCUUGGACUUUUGCCACAGCCACUCCAUAUGCCACCGAGACUUGAAGCCAGAAAAUCUAUUAUUAGAUGAAAAGAACAACAUCAGGAUAGCAGACUUUGGCAUGGCAUCUCUGCAGGUCGGGGAGAGUCUACUAGAAACCAGCUGUGGAUCGCCGCACUACGCCUGCCCAGAGGUUAUCAGGGGGGAGAAGUAUGAUGGCCGGAAAGCAGAUGCAUGGAGCUGCGGAGUCAUCCUUUUUGCACUUUUAGUGGGCGCUCUGCCUUUUGAUGAUGACAACUUGAGAAAUCUUUUAGAGAAGGUGAAACUUGGAGUUUUCCACAUGCCUCACUUCAUCCCUCCAGAAUGUCAGAACCUCCUUCAGGGCAUGAUUGAAGUGGACGCUUCCAAGAGAUUGACGUUAGAGCAGAUCCAGAAGCAUACAUGGUACCUAGCUGGAAAAAAUGAGCCUGAGCCUGAACAGCCCCUCCCCAGAAAGGUUGCCAUCAGGUUGCUGGCUACAGCAGACGAGAUCGACCCAGAUGUCCUGGAGAGUAUGCACUCUCUGGGCUGCUUUAGGGAUAAAGACAAGUUGACCAAAGACCUACUGUCCGAUGAUGACAAUCAAGAAAAGAUGAUCUACUUCCUUCUCCUUGACCGCAAGGAACGAUAUCCCAGCCAAGAGGACCAGAACCUUCCUCCACGCAAUGAGAUUGACCCUCCCAGGAAGCGUGUGGACUCACCCAUGCUAAGUCGUCAUGGGAAGCGGAGACCAGAAAGGAAGUCAAUGGAGGUUCUUAGUGUCACAGAGGGAGGAUCACCUGUCCCAGUGCGACGAGCCAUCGACAUGGCAAGUCAUGGACAGAGGUCACGGUCAAUCAGUGGAGCAUCCUCGGGUCUGUCCAUCAGUCCGCUCAGCAGUCCGAGGCCCAAUCGACGUUUUUUCAUCCCACCCCAGUCCCCAGACCUUUGUCAGUCCCCAAAUUGCAGCCCCACCCGCUCCCUUGAGGCCCGCCUUAACGGGGUGGGACCCCGAACACCCCACUUCUUCCAGCCCAAAAUGGGGUCUCCCCUCAUGCACCCUCGAACCCAGACCCUUCCUGCCAAGCCCAAAGUCUCUGCGAAACCUCUGCUGACUACCAGGUCCAACCCACUUCCCAAUACAGCUGAGACCGCCCCCAACCCCAAGUCUGAACCCUCCACACCCAGCCAGCCUUUAGCACCCUGCAGUCCCAAUAGCCCCCGUGUGAGGCGGCACCCUCCCUUAAAUGUCCCCGCAAAGCUUUCCAUCCCUCUGUCUCCAGUGCCUCCUAUGUCACCCCUGCGCCGCCACCACCUGCACCCUGACCACAAUGGCAAAUCUUUCCAUAACUCGCAGGUCACCCCCCAUCCUUCCCCCAGAGGAAGCCCUCUCCCCACUCCUAAAGGCACACCGGUGCACACGCCAAAGGACAGCCCGACUGGCACGCCCAGCCCAACACCUCCACCCAGCCCCUCGAUCGGGGGCAUGCCCUGGCGGACUCGCCUUAACUCCAUCAAGAACAGCUUCCUUGGUUCACCUCGUUUCCAUCGCAGGAAAAUGCAAGUUCCCACGCAGGAGGACAUGUCCAGUCUCACCCCAGAUUCUUCUCCAGAACUUGCAAAGAAGUCGUGGUUUGGUAACUUCAUCAACCUGGAGAAGGAGGAGCAGAUUUUCAUCGUCAUCAAAGACAAACCUCUAAGCUCCAUAAAGGCCGACAUUGUCCACGCUUUCCUUUCUAUACCCAGUUUGAGCCACAGUGUCAUAUCCCAGACCAGUUUUCGAGCUGAAUACAAGUCCACGACAGGUCCGACAGUUUUCCAGAAGCCUGUGAAGUUCCAGGUGGACAUUACCUACUCGGAGAGUACUAGUGCUACCAAGGAGAAUGGCAUAUACUCUGUCACCUUCACACUGCUCUCAGGUCCCAGCCGACGUUUCAAGCGUGUGGUGGAGAUUAUUCAGGCCCAAUUGCUCGGCUCCAAUGACCAGCCCAGCAUCCAACCUCAGCUCUCUGGCAGCCCGUUGAGUAACUUCUUUGACGUAAUUAAACAGCUUUUUUCAGACGACAAGAACACCCAAGCGUCCCACUCCCCCGCUGCUCCCGUCGAGCCUAGCUCCCCUGCCAAGCAUGCUCCCGGCAGCAGGCCACACCAGCCCCCGUCCAAUGACUCUAAAUGCCCCGCUGGCAAAGACAAAACAAAGGUGGCCACCAGCAACAGGACACAGGAACAACCUUAAGAAGCAGUAACCUUGCAUGUCUAAAUAGAAAAAGGUGGUUAUCAGGCCGUAAAACAGGACGGAGGCCUGCUUAAGUUGCCCGUUAGCUGGGACACACAACUCAACUACUUCAUCUUUGCCUAUGGAUUUUAUACAACGUAAUGGGAAUGGCUAUUUUAAUGAAUUCGUAGCACAUUAACUGUAGCUUUGCUGGCUCCGCCUUCUGUCACAAUCUCUGGGUGUCCACUGGGUUUUGUCCUCCCUCCCAUAUUUGAUAGCAUGACUUGUCUGUGCCACCAGGGAUCAUCCACAAUAACUAUUAACCUCGGCGGCGCCUGCUUGCGGCCCUCCGUCACCACGAGCAUCCGCAGAAUAGACUGAGCACCUUCCUUCACGUCACAUCAAGUCCAUUUCGUCCCGCCAGAGCAAAGUGUUCCUGAAGAAAGCUAAAAAAAUAAAUAAAAGCCUUAAGACAGUGAUGUUUGUCAAUUCGCACACAUCUUCUACCUUAUUUCUUUUUUGCUUCAAUUCCGACCACGUGUACAUAAAAUGCAUAAUGUACUUAAAUCAAAUAUGCGGGAUGUAAUGACUUGCACACAAUGAUUGAUGGGAAGGAAGUAGAGACAAAUGGAGGGGUGAACAACUACACAGGCAGUGAUUCUUCAUUUCUUUCUUUGAGAAUGAAGUUUUUUUUAAAGAUUUGUUUAAAAUGCUGCCCAAUACAUGUAUGAGAAAAUGAAUGAUCUUCUGUUGUAUAGACUAAAUGUUAUUUUGUAGGUUGAAAAAAAUGAUUGUGACAUUUAGUUUUUUUAUUUCAGGACAUGAUCCCUGUAAGCCCUGGUCACAUUAGAAAAAUACACAGAGAAAAACAAUAAAAUACCUUCUAUCUAUUGUUAAAGAUAUUCGUUUGAGGAUAAAAAUGGCUUCAUUUUAGUUUUUUAAUGUUUUAUUUGAACCGCACUGUACCUGAGCAGAUGAAAAAGUGGUUUAACAACAAUUGACCUUUCGCAAAAGCUCCGCCCCCCCUUAGUUACAGUUGCUAACUCGUCAAAGUUCGAGACUCCAGACCAGAGCCUUUUUGGCUGAGAGAGCCAUGAACACCACAUUUUUUUUUACAUGUAAUUCCGUGAGAGCCAUACGAUGUUUAAAACUAAAAAUACAAGUAGUGUGUGCAUUUUAUGUAAUUUCAACACUUUAAAAAUACAAUAAGGCUAGGUUCAUACUGCAGGUCUUAAUGCACGAAUCCGAUUUUUUCGUGUUUUUCCGACUCAAGUGAGGCAUUAACUUGACGGUCUGAGCGGGACAAGUCGCAUAGAAGUGGACCAUUUCAAAUCCGAUCUGGGUCACUUUUGUAUGUGGUUUAAAUCCAAUCUGGGCCACAUUUUUCCAGAACGUCUUAGCGGUUUGAACUGUCAAGUCUCCCAAAUCGGAAUUCAUACAGCAAUUACAUCAUCAAAGAGGGAGAGCGACGGCAUGCUACGGUAGCGUGCAGCUGUGUGUUAGUGCCUAGCUUGCCUUGAACACAGCUGUUGGGGAAGGGUCCGAUUACACUUGGGUGACCACAUUUUGAUUUCCAAAAAGAGGACACUCGGCUCGGCCUCGAGAUACUUGAAUUUUACUCAAAGUUCACUCAAAGAUGCCUAUAUCACUUUAAUGCAAUAAAAGUGUGCCUCCUCCGUCUGGAUAGAAAAAUUCAGUUUUAUUAAAAAAAAAAAAGAAAAACAUAGGCCUAUUGCCUUAUAGUAUAUACUAUAUGGAAAUAUUUUUUUUACUCAACAGGCAUUAUUCUUCCUAAAAAAAAUAAUCAAACAAUUUUUUUUCUUUUUUUAAAAACGAAUAAUGAUAAAAGAAAUAUAUAUAUAAUGCAGACCCAUGGAAAUGUCGUCCAUUACACACACAGUAGGCUAUGUACCAACUCAACAUUUUUAUACAUUACUAUCACGACAAUUGUUGUUGACAAAUUGUUAUUCCCACUCAAUUUUUAUUCUCAUUCAAUGUUCUAGAUUGUACGCAAACAAUAACCGAAAUAAACUGACAAGCUAUUUAACCAGCAUGUUGCCAAACGCAGCAUUUCAAAGCUACAUUGCCCAUAAUGCCUAGUGCGGCUGAUCUCACUGAUUGCUACCCUAUUAGGGCGUACCUUGAGCCGAGGCGAAAUCAAACUUAGCUAUAAAAGUUUACAAUCAUCGGAAGCGCAACGAUGCGGCACCAAACGGGAUUUCACAGAUGACGCCAGUACAAAUCUCCGACAGAAGUCAACAGUUGCCAUCAUAUACGUAUUUAUCGUAAUAAAAAAAAAAAAAACUCAUAAGAAACACAGCGACUUAGAAUAUAAUACUAACAUUAAACCAAAUAAACGAACGCAGAACAAUUACAAGACUUAUACAAUAUACUGUGUGGACAUAUAACCCUAUAUACAACAGAAGACAGGUGAUCGACAUGAACAGGAGAUAAACUUAUAGAAAGGUGUAUGGAGCCACGUCUUAAAACUCCUUGUUGAAUUCCUAACUGUAGCUGAUCUCUUGCCAAACCGUCAGUAGAUGGUGGUAAUUCCCCAUGACACAAAGGGUAAACUGCCUACAAAAAAGAAGAAGAUCUACUCCUUCUCCCGCCCCUACUAGUAGGAGCCAUGUCAACGCGGGCAGGCGCUGCUCCCUAGCGGCCGGAGGGAUCCUCUUAAAAUUGGUCUUAAAAAUCAUAAAAACCGGACAUUUUCAUGAAUUUAUGAAACCCGGCCGGACGCUCCAGAGAACAUGUAAUAAGAGCUAAUACCCUACCUUACACGGCUGAGAGUCGGGGAAAAAGCCCGUAUGUGUGUGACAAGCACGGACAGUGCGUGCAUGCUAUCGAUCUAUAUAAACUUUGAAUAUAAGCCUAAAAGGGGAUUCUUUAUGUCUCUUAUUUGUGUCUUUUUGGAAAUCAAAAUAUGAUCGCCCUGGAAUGACGGAUGACAGCCAGCAUGUAUAGUCAUUUGUUUUGAUGCUUGUGCGCACGCGGGUCUUCUUGCUCAGCGCGUGUCGGACUGCGAAUUAGUGCGCAUGCAUAAUACUUGAACGGUCUCAAUGGACAAAGGCAGUCUCAAUGGGCCCGGCAAAAAAACAGAUAUGACAAAGAAUCGGAUUUGUGCAUUAAGACCUGUAUUAUUAACCUAGCCUAAGUCCAUGAAUUUUUUUAAUAACAUUGUUAUGCUGUUGCUAACAAUGAAGAGUAUUUCUAACUAUUAAUGCGACUUCUUGUGCUGCAUGGUUUUGCUGAUGGUUUUGUAGUCUGGUUGAUACUUGGUGAGGUUAAGCUUCAUGCAGGCGUUGAGAAACGUAUGCACAGAGCAGCAUCAGUGCACACAAAAACAAGUUUAUCCAUCAGUAGAUUUUUUUCUUUAGAGAACUCGGUGAAGGAAUUGAAUAAAUCCUCCCCUCUUGUUCUCCCUUGCAUAGUCAAACUGCAAGACUUUCCUCAUGUAGUGUGUCACCGACAGCAUACCUUGCAAUCACGCUGAACUGGGAUCAAUGGCUUACGUCUGUUGACACAUCCAAAGUGAGACAAAAAAGCGGAACCACAUUUAAGUGUUUUACUUGAGUUUUCUCAGUUUAAUUUGACAUCAUGAUGGUAUGAUCAUGAACAGUUCUUGCCAACAGAGGCAUGUCUUUUAUCCGUUUAAUUAUCUUGUCUUUAUCUGAAAAGUCGUCAAAAAGUUCAUUGGCAACAUCAAGCAUGAAUGCUUUGGCAUACUCGACAUCUUUGCGUUUCUCACAAUUGCUAAAGCGCCAGCAAAGCAAUUCCAGUCACCUUGUUGGGUCCAAACACGGAGUUGCUGCUGACGAGCUUGCACUCCUCAUAGUAGCCAUUGACAUGCUUUCCUCAUGUUGUACCCGCAGGAUGUUUUGAUGCAAAUGUAGUUUGGCGGUUGUCGAAAUGCCGCUUUAUAUUUGACCUUUUCAUAGAUGCAAUUUUAUCAUUUCAUAUUAGACACAUCGCAGAACCUGCUCUUUCCACAAAGGCAAAUUCCUCUUUCCAUUCCUGCUGAAUAGUACAAUACUCCUCGUCUUUUUUUCUUUUGGUGCUAUACUAAUGCAGCAUCCUCCAGAUGGACGGAAAAGGGUUUACAAUAUGCACUGAAGGGUUAUUUUUAAAAUAUAAAAACUUGAACCAAGCUAGCAUGGUAAAAGCAUACAGUUUAAACAUUUACAGCAAAGCAAACGGUUGGAAUACUAAGGUGUCCGUUCACAAAAUGUUUAAGGGAAAUUUAAAAAGUAAUUUAAAACACCUUAAUAGGACCCUAUGUUUACUUCAGAAGACGAAGCACCGCUUCAAUGUUAGCGCACUCAGAACAGACUGCGAACAAAGAUAUGAAGUUAGCUAACUUUAGCUAAUGAAACAGCUAUAUUUACAGUGGUAUGAAAAAGUAUCUGAACCUUUUGGAAUUUCUCACAUUUCUGCAAAAAAUCUGUAUCAAAUGUGAUCUGAUCUUUGUCAAAAUCACCCAGAUGAAAAAACAGUGUCUGCUUUAACUAAAACCACCCAAACAUUUGUAGAUUUUCAUAUUUUGAUAAGGAUAGUAUGCAAACAAUGACAGAAGGGGGAAAAGUAAGUAAGUGAACCAUCACAUUUAAUAUUUUGUGGCCCCCCUUUUAGCAAUAACUUCAACCAGACGCUCCCUGUUCCUGAUUCAUGAUCGGGCUGGCACAUCGAUCAGGACUAAUCUUGGCCCAUUCUUCUUUACAAAACUGCUGUAGUUCAGUCAGAUUCCUGGGAUGUCUGGCAUAAAUUGCUGUCUUUAGGUCAUGCCACAGCAUCUCAAUGGGGUUCAAGUCUGGACUUUGACUUGGCGACUCCAGAACAUGUAUUUUGUUCUUCAGAAACCAUUCUGAAGUUGAAUUACUUCUGUGUUUUGGAUCAUUGUCUUGUUGCAGCAACCAUCCUCUUUUAAAGUGCAUGUGACACGAAAAAGCAUGUUUAUUUCAUAAUACACGUGGUAAUUUAUGCUCCCGAAUGAUAUUGAUCACUUGGAUGUGUGUGGAAGCGAUCGCUAUAUUUAUUUAGUUUUUUGAGUCCCACGCCAUGAAAAUGAGUGACUUCUGGCUUCGGUCUUGCAUUGAGGAGGGCGCUGUGACAUGUACGGAUGAAGGGGUCCUCUUCACUAUACAGCCGUACUGUUGUGUAUGAGGACUAAGGACCAUUGGAUUUACGAGGAAGUGAGUAAACAUCUUUUUUUGCAUUAUGUCAAAUAGGAAUACAGCAAUUACAAAGUAAACACUACAAACUUUUUUUACAUAAAGGACUACUUACGUUUGAUCAUUGAUAGGCAUGUAAAAAAACUCUCCUCAUGCACAUUAGCUGCACGUUAGCUGCACAACAACUGCAGCCGCCCUCCCCCUGGGGAACGAGCUGUAAAUUGCUCUCCGCCGGGCGGUCUGCCGAUCAGCGAAGCCAAUCGACAACCCAGUCAUCAUGUCAAAUAAUCCGGGCUAGUUAUGUGUGAUUUUCCGCUUCGAUGACUUUGAAACAUCACUCGGUUCGGGUUAACAUGUCGGCUAGCUGUGACGCCUCUUGGUUUGUUUACAUUCUCCGAAGCCGGGGAAGGGAAAUGACAUGUCCGAUUUAGGUGUCAUAAAAUAUCGUUCGGGAGGUGCGACAGUAAAGAUGAAGUCUACAGUUUUGACCAUUAUGGAGUAAUUUUGCCAUGUAUUUUUAAUAUUUCAUAUUCCAUUUAGCACAAGACUGUUAUUUGUCAUGACCAUGCCAUUUAUUUAGCAAUUGGGGAAAAUACUUGGAUAAAAAGAAUAUCCUGUAAAAAUAUUGAAGUAAAGAGACAGAAACAAUGACAUUUUGCAGCUCUCUUCGUUGCGUUUUCUUCGUUGUGAAUAGUUCGCCCUCGACGGGCUGACUGGUCCUUCUCAAGCCAUUUAUUUAGCUUUUGGGGAAAAAUACUUGGAUAAAAAGAAUAUCCUGUAAAAAUAUUGGAGUAGAGAGACUGAAACAAUGACAUUUUGCGGCUCUCUUCGUCGCAUUUUCCUCAUUCUGAAUAAUUCCCCCUCAAUGGGCUGAAUAGUAAAACCGAUGAGCCCAGUCUCCCGCUGACGUCAUCCAUCUGUUGGGGACGCUAGAGCCCUAUAAUGGUAGGCGCGGCAAACCGGCAGAUUAAAAGACUAAUUUCUCGUUAUCUGUGCUUUGCUAAAUUGUUGUAUAUAGUCGAAUCGUCUCAAAAUAUGAUUCUAAUUCACAUAAUAAUGCUAUUUAAGACUUUUUUUCUCCUGUUGUAUGCUCUUUAAGCUUCACCUGUCUGACAUACGGCCUCAGGUUUUCCUGAAAAACAUCCUGAUAAUCAUUAGAAUUCAUUCUUCCAUUAAUGAUUGCAAGUUGUCCAGGCCCUGAGGUAGCAAAACAUCCCCAAAUCAUGAUGCUCCCUCCACCAUGCUUCACGACGGGGAUGAGGUGUUGAUGUUGGUAAGCUAUUCCAUCAAUCAGGACUACUCUUGGCCCAGUCUUCUCUACAAAUUGCUGUAGUUCAGUCAGAUUCCUGGGAUGUCUGGCAUGAAUGAAUCACCGUCUUUAGGUCAUGCCACAGCAUCUCAAUGGGGUUUAAGUCUGGACUUUGACUUGGCCACUCGAGAACGUGUAUUUUGUUCUUCUGACAACAUUUUGAAGUUGAAUUACUAGCAGCAUCCAUCCUCUUUUUAUCUUCAACUCAACAGACAGCCUCGGUUUUCCUGUAAAACAUCCUGAUAAACUUUCGAAGUACUUCUCCAUUAAUGAUUGCAAGUUGUCCAGGCCCUGAGGAAGCAAAACAUCCCCAAAUCAUGAUGCUUACUCCACCAUGCUUCAAGGUGGGGAUGAGGGGUUGAUGUUGGUAAGCUGUUCCAUUUUUCCUCCACACAUGAUGUUGUGUGUUACUCCCAAACAAUUCAACUUUGAUUUCAUCAGUCCACAAAAUAUUUUGCAAAAACUUCUGUGAGGUGUCCAAGUGCCUUUUUGCGAACAUGAAACGACCAAAAAUGUUUUUUUUUUUUUUUUUUU
Corythoichthys intestinalis (scribbled pipefish) is the source of this 9913-nucleotide messenger RNA. RefSeq names its product serine/threonine-protein kinase BRSK2-like. The record is from RefSeq and is a predicted model, not a curated record. Gene Ontology annotation, cellular component: cytoplasm. The coding region runs from base 302 to 2920 and encodes 872 amino acids. Lineage: Eukaryota; Metazoa; Chordata; Actinopteri; Syngnathiformes; Syngnathidae. Gene Ontology annotation, molecular function: ATP binding; tau-protein kinase activity; protein serine/threonine kinase activity. The transcript is spliced from 19 exons. Gene Ontology annotation, biological process: intracellular signal transduction; microtubule cytoskeleton organization; protein phosphorylation.